AUGGAGUACACUAAAGGUGCUUUGGACACGAAAAUGGCUACCAUCCUCAUUGCAACGCUUGCUGACCUGACGGGAUCUGACCGGGUGUCCUGGGAUGAUGUUUGUGGACUUGAAGAAAUCAAGGACACCAUAGAGAUAGAUGUCGUAAUGCCAUGGGCAAAUCCUGCCCGUUUCACUGGACUCAGGUCAGCUUCGAGAGGUAUUUUAAUGUAUGGACCGCCGGGUACAGGCAAAACCAUGAUUGGGAAGUGUAUAGCCUCGCAGAUGAAGGCGAAAUUCUUUAGUGUCACAGCCUCCUCUCUGAUUACAAAGUGGGCUGGGGAGGCGGAAAGAGCAGUGAAAACAUUAUUUCAGCUUGCCCGUGCUCUCCAACCAACUAUAAUAUUUAUCGAUGAAAUUGAUGCUCUACUUGGUGUUAGAAAUGACAAUGAGAAGCAUACUGCUGUAAGUAUCAUUGGUUAUAUAUUUGUAAUAAUUUCAACCUCUUUGCAGGAUGGCUGCACAACUAAGACAAGUGAUAAAGUGCUGUUUAUUGGGGCAACCAAUCUCCCCAAGUCGAUUGACUCUGCCUUCAUCAGAAGGUUUACCACACGGCUGUAUGUGCCACUGCCGCAAGUAGCUGACCGAAAAGUAAUGCUCACCAAAAUCAUGUCCUCCACUGAAAAUUCAUUAUCUGAGGAAGAUGUGGAGAAAAUAGCAAGAGAGACAGAGGGCUACAGUGGUUCAGAUCUCAACCAAUUGUGCCGCUGGGCCUCCAAAAACUACACAAGGAAGUUAAAGCGUGACUCACGUGGAAGAUUUGUAUUUCCAGAGAAUGUAAGUCCACCAAAUUUAAAUUUCUGAGAGAGUUAAUUGCAUGUUUUGAUUUUUAAGAACCAAAAACCACAUGUGUGGAAAAUGACCUGUUUCUUAAAAAGAAAAGUAUAUCC
This is a messenger RNA of Frankliniella occidentalis (western flower thrips), 929 nucleotides long. RefSeq names its product fidgetin-like protein 1. NCBI's taxonomy places the organism in Eukaryota, Metazoa, Arthropoda, Insecta, Thysanoptera, Thripidae. Gene Ontology annotation, molecular function: ATP hydrolysis activity; ATP binding. The transcript has 6 exons. The coding region runs from base 1 to 843 and encodes 280 amino acids. The record is from RefSeq and is a predicted model, not a curated record.